Molecule: messenger RNA, 2786 nt
Organism: Klebsormidium nitens
Lineage: Eukaryota; Viridiplantae; Streptophyta; Klebsormidiophyceae; Klebsormidiales; Klebsormidiaceae
Source: the annotation of a GenBank genome assembly
GCGGAUGGAGUGCGAGCCUCCCACCAGACCACUCUCACCUUCCACCCAGUUUGAGAACAACUUGAGACUUGGACUUCCAUAAGCGGACGACGGCAGCCAACGAGGAAGAUUCCUCAAAUAAUAUCCUACGGGCUGUGGAUCAUGGGGUCUACCAGGCUUGACACUGCUCGACUGCCUAGGCGGUUUGGCAAAUUGCUCAGUGACCUCGGCUAUGAGUGCGAAGAGCGCACGAGGGGCAGUUGCUGGCCACCUGAUACUCUCUGCUGAGACUUUUCCCAGUCUGCUCUGAACAGCAGUAGCUAUGGCGCAAUGCAGGCGGGACGCCCACAUUGUGGCAUCUCAGAGAUACGAUGCUUUCUCCUUUGUGAUUGUGAUUGUGACGACGCUGAGGGCAGGCCAGCAGCAGUGCCCGUUGGAAGACAAGACGACGGAACAAUGCUCAAUUGUCCCUGCUGUUCUCUGGUCCAGCGUCAGGGACGCAUUUGCAAGCAAGGCGCAAGCAAGAUUCAAGAAAGAACGAGACAAACUCCUAUCAUCUUGCUCAAUCCCCCUGUCUUGGGUGUGCUUGCAACGUGCUGAGGAACGACCAGCAAGGAGACGGCGUGACUGUCAACUGAAGAGGACAUCCAAAGACAAUCGCAGGCGUCAAAGUCUCCGUACUCAGCAGGCCAUGGCUUCCCCUGCCAUGCUCAACGCCACUUCCGUUGGCAUUUGGGCCCUGGCCCAGGAAACCCUUUUGGGUCAAACCGCUAACUACACCUCCUCCCAGUGGCUGGAGACCCUACAGUCAACGCUAACCGCCGCAGUUAAGCGGCAGUACCUCCAGAACGACUACUUUGCGGGGGGGGUCGGGCUUAUGCUCAUCGGAGCCUGCGCAGCCAGGGGGAGAUUGUUAGUGACUCACACUUGGAAGUUUCUGACAAAGCGUCGGGGGGUGGUUACGGUCUCGGUAAGUCCAGACGAUGCGGCGUACGUGUGGUUACAGAAGUGGUUAAGCAAACACCUGGGGAAGGAUAGUUCGCAGCUGAACCUGCAGUCCAGGUACGAGAUGCCCACCGCUGACGUCGACGAUGACGACAGCGAGAGUGAGGCGUCGCGUAACCCCUCUGGGGGCGCGGUUCGAGCGGUGUACAAUCUGUUCUUCGUUCCGAAGCUUCAAGAAGCGCAGAAAUUUGAGUACAACAGCGAGGUCGUGACGUUUCAGCUGGAAACUAGAGCGGACGUUCUGAACAAGGGGCAGUCAGGGGACGUGUCGAGUCUUUUCAAGAGUUUGGCGUCGAAGGACGCGCUGAUUAUCACAGCGACAACUAGGGAAACGAUUGAGAAGCUGAUCAAGGAGGCAAUGGCGGGCGCGCUGGCGGCUGUGGAGGAGCGCAAAGUGACCAACGUCAACCGGUGGUCGAUCGAGGAGUGCUACUGGGACUGCAUUGGGACCCGCCCCGUUCGCCCACUGCACUCGGUCGUUCUGGAUGGAGGGAUCAUCGAGACUCUCGUCAAAGACGCACGCACUUUCAUGGCCAGCGCCAAAUGGUACAGCGACCGGGGCGUGCCGCACCGGAGGGGGUAUUUGCUGCACGGCCCCCCUGGCUGCGGCAAGUCGAGCAGCAUCCUGGCCCUGGCCGGGGAGCUUAACCUGGACGUUAACCUGGUGGGUUUGUCCUCCAAGGACAUGACCGACGAGAUGCUGCACAACGCCUUCAGCAGGUGCGAUGCGCGGUCCAUUCUGGUCCUGGAGGACAUCGACGCCGCGUUCGCGCAGCGCGACGGCAAGAGCCCCAACACCCUCUCCUUCUCCGGCCUCCUCAACUGCAUCGACGGCGUCUGCGCGCAGGAGGGUCGCAUUCUGAUCAUGACGACCAAUCAUCUGGACAAGCUGGACCCCGCUUUGACGCGCCCCGGGCGGUGCGACGUACACCUGCGCCUGGGGCUCGCCUCCCGGGCACAAGUUACCACCAUGUACCGCCGAUUCUACCCGGACGCCCCGGAAGAUGACGUCAACGCCUUUGCCGACCGGGUUCCCGAGAGCACUGUUUCCCCGGCCAAGUUGCAGGGCUUCUUUUUGCUCCAUCGAGACGACCGGGAGGCUGCCCUGGCAGACAUUCCCGAGCUCACGGAGGUUGCCCUAGGGGGAUCCCCCGGGGUCGGGAACGGAAAUGGAGCGGAAACGGAACAAAAACCCCCCUGCGACGAUGUCCCAGGGGCUCCAGCGGACUCUGGGGCAGAGAAUGCGGGAAACGGAAACGGUGAGAGCGAUUUAGAGUCGGACGGCGGGUCAGACUCCGGGAGUACUAACCGGUCGGAAAGUGAGAGCUUAGAAAAAGAUGAGGAUUUUUGCGCGCGGGUAGAGACGGAUAGGAUGGAGAAGGCAGAGAAGGUAGAUGCGGCAGCCGUGUUGCUUAGCGAAGUAGAUGCAGGUGCGAAGACCAGGCGGUCGAAAGGGAAGCGCUUGGCGAAGAUGUUCUCGUGUAUGGGGACCUAACGAAACAAUUUGACGCAUUCACAUUUGGCAAGGAUGAGAAAAGUCGUGAACAUCUCGAAAGGAGCGCGCGUCAGGUGAAUGGAGACAUUUGCUUCAGAAGGUCUGUUGUGAUUUGAUUGUUGUAAAGAGACGCCUAGCUAAGAGAUGGAGUCGAGACAUAUUGCGUAUGUCAACCCGAGCAGCAUAUUGAGAGGGGUCGUUACUGAAGCAGGUUGCCUUCGACCCUUUCGAUGAGAAGAUGAGCGGAUUGUUUGGGGGUAGUUGCAAUGUACAUUGAGAUCAACUAAUAAUUCAAAUGUUCCGACAG